UUUCGGAAAGUGGCCGCGUGAGAGGGGGCCAGGAAUCAGGGAAGGGGGUUACGGGAACCCACUCACUCCAGCGGCCAGUACACGCCGCGGUCUCGUGCGGGCAGAAGCAGCGCGCGGUGGUUCGGAGACUCCUCGCGAGUGCCAGUGAAGCUAGUGGAUAUAUAGUGGUCGGCCAUGAUGGUCGGAGGAGACGUGUGGAGUCAGAUGACGGUGGAGGCGGGCCAGCUGUACCUGGGGGACAGCAAGAAGGCGCGCUCCGACAUGACCAUCGAGAAGCUGCCUGACAAGGUGCUGCUGAACAUCUUCUCGUACCUGUCGCACCGCGAGAUCUGCCGCGUGGCGCGCGUGUGCCGCAAGUGGCGGUCCAUGGCGUACGACACGCGGCUGUGGCGCUGCGUGUCCCUGCGGCCGGAGGUGUCCGGGCUGCACGUGGGGUCCCUGGAGACCCUGCUGGGGCUCAUCAGCACGCGCUUCGGGCCUUCGCUGCGCUACAUCGAGCUGCCCAUAGAGCUGAUCACGCACACGGUGCUGCACGAGCUGGCCAACAAGUGUGCCAACCUCACGCACAUGCUGCUCGACUUCUCCACCGCCAUGCAGCUGCACGACUUCAGCGAGAUGCAGGCAUUCCCCACAAAGCUCCGAUACAUGUGCAUUUGCCUGUCGGAGGUGAUAUUCAUGGAAGGCUUCAUGAGGAAGAUAUACAACUUCAUAAACGGCCUGGAGAUACUUCAUUUGAUAGGGACGUACGAGAAGGUGGAGGAGGAAGAGGAGGAGAUAUACGAGGUGAUAAACGUGCACAAGCUGAAGCAGGCGACGCCAAACCUGCGGGUCAUCAACCUGUACGGCAUCAACUUCGUGGACGACAGCCACAUCGAGGCCUUCAGCUCCAACUGCAUCCAGCUGGAGUGCCUGGCCGUCGACUUCUGCUCCAAGGUCACCGGCUCCAGCAUGAAGACCUUGUUCCAGCGCAGCAGGAGGCUCCGGUGUCUCCUCAUGAACGGGACAAGCCUGAGGAGCGAGCACGUGAUGCAGGUGGACUGGGAGAAGACCAGCCUCCAGGAGCUGGACGUGACGGGGACUGACCUGUCCACCGAGUGCCUGGUGGACAUGCUCACCAGGAUCCCGGGGCUGCGCUUCCUGUCGGCCGGACAGCUCAACGGCUUCAACGACUCGGUGCUGAAGGCGUUCGUGGAGAUGGGCAACCCACGCAACCUGAUCGCGCUGGACCUGGACAGCUCGGACAACCUGACGGACGACGGACUGCACAAGUUCCUGUCGCGCUACGGACACCAGCUGUGGGGGCUGGCGCUGUCAGGCAUGCCGCACAUCACCGACCAGCUGUGGCAGUCCGUGCUGCCCAUCCUCAACAACGCCAAGAUCGUGGUGAUGGGCACCCAGGAGAGGCUGGGCGUGAACAUCCACGUGGACCAGCUGAUGGACGGCAUCGCCAACAACUGCCCCAACCUGGAGCGCCUGGAGCUGCGCUGGGACCCGGAGAACCUGCGCUUCUCCGACAAGAGCCAGAAGGCCAUCGACAUCCUGCGGGUCAAGUGCCUCAAGCUGCGCUGCCUCGUGCUCAGCGAUGGUCGCUACUACGAGAUCGUGAAGGCCAACUUCGAGCGAGCGGAUCGCAACACGGUGGUGCGCACCACGACCAACUGCCGCGUCUCCAACUACUACCUGCUGAACAACUACAAGGACCUGGUCUUCAACUGAACCUCCCGCGGACCCCACGCAAUCCCCGGACCACCGCUGCCCCCUCGAACCCUCGGGCCCGCGUCGGACUGCAUUCCGCGCACUUCCACGGUCACGCGCAUUCAGGCAGUUUGGAAAACUCACGCAUUGCCGUGUGUAACACCCGGAAAUGUUCCUCAAUACCAAGAACUGUUCCUAAAAAAAUAAUAAUUAAAAAAACAUUUGUACAAAAUAUGUUAUUCAUAAGAUGAUGCUAAAUUAAAUAACAUUUUUACACUUAA
Messenger RNA from Bacillus rossius redtenbacheri, 1976 nucleotides. RefSeq names its product F-box/LRR-repeat protein 2 (gene FipoQ). The coding region runs from base 175 to 1716 and encodes 513 amino acids. Gene Ontology annotation, molecular function: protein binding. NCBI's taxonomy places the organism in Eukaryota, Metazoa, Arthropoda, Insecta, Phasmatodea, Bacillidae. The record is from RefSeq and is a predicted model, not a curated record. The transcript is spliced from 11 exons. Gene Ontology annotation, biological process: positive regulation of protein ubiquitination.